Messenger RNA from Syngnathoides biaculeatus (alligator pipefish), 5599 nucleotides. RefSeq names its product bone morphogenetic protein receptor type-2-like. Gene Ontology annotation, molecular function: transforming growth factor beta receptor activity; ATP binding. The coding region runs from base 930 to 4112 and encodes 1060 amino acids. NCBI's taxonomy places the organism in Eukaryota, Metazoa, Chordata, Actinopteri, Syngnathiformes, Syngnathidae. The transcript has 13 exons. The record is from RefSeq and is a predicted model, not a curated record. Gene Ontology annotation, biological process: protein phosphorylation; vasculature development; BMP signaling pathway. Gene Ontology annotation, cellular component: signaling receptor complex; plasma membrane.
ACUAUGCUGUACUCCUCCUCCACCCUCGCGACGCCAACCCACAGCAACAUGAUACCGGAGACGACGCGGUCCAAACAAGCUUGCAACUAAAUGAGGCGUUCCCAUCCGCCCAGUCUGUCUGUCUGCCUGCCUCCCUAACUGAGCUCCAAAGCGUCUAGAACAAGCGCAGUCGAAUGCCCCUGGGAAGAUCAGUUCAAGAGAUAUGCGUACCUCCCUCCACCGCUUGCAGCCGCUCGAGUGACAUUUUUCCGGGCGCGGAAAGAUAGAAAACUCACUGCGCCUGGGCAAAUUCAUCUCUUUAAGACCAAGAAAUAAAGUGGGACGCAGAAGAGGACGACGAACUCGCUAGCAGUUGGCUAACGGCGAUAGCAUUUAGCACCUACCUCGCCAAGCUAAUUGGCUAACGUGUAAUUACAUGGGAACGUCCUGUUUGCGGCGCAGACGGCGGGCGACAUAAUUUGGUGUGCAUCCGAGGAUGGUGAACGGAUGAUCUAAAGACAAAUGCGUCGUUUUAAGCGGGAUGUUUUUGUCUUCAGCCAAGUUUUUACAGCAUGACACAGACGUCUAGUGGCUAGCAUGUCAGCUUGUCGAGAUGGCUUGUUUUCGCAAAUGCGUUUUAUUUACGCCAAACAACUGAAACGCUUAGUUUUCUUGCAGGAUUCAAUCACGGUCCGACGUUAACUUUGGUGUUCACUAGACACUGACCGCACAGAAGCGACUCUAUGCGACCAUCAAAUGUAUAGCUAUACGGUAGAAAGAGUAUUUACACGAAUUGAGCUGACCCGAGGAUAGAAUAAAGAAACAUUGAUGCGGUAGCUGCAACAAGAAGAGGAACAAGGACCAGAAAGUACACCCAAGUGUGUGGAUUAGCUUCAAGUGAAACCGCAAAGUCGAGCUAUACGAUCAUACCUGUGGGCCGAACUGCAACGAUGCAGUGUCUAGCAAAUUUCGCCUUUUGCCUGACUCUUCUCCUUACUCCAGUGGCUGCGGCACAAGGCGAAGAGCGAGAAUGUGCCUUCACGGACCAGCAACAUCAGUGGGAGGUGGAGCGAGUGGCGGGGGGCGAGGGUCGUGUCUCCCCGGAGAAUACCACCAUCCGAUGUGCCAAGGGUAGCCACUGCUUUGGAUUGUGGGAGAAAAGUCCACCAGGCGAAGUACGACUCGUCAAACAAGGUUGUUGGACCCACCUCGGCGACCACCAAGGCUGUCGCGAUGAACGCUGCGUGGUGACCAACCUGCCGCCUCAGAUCCAGAACGGGACAUACCACUUCUGUUGUUGCGGCAGUGACAUGUGUAACGUCAACUUCACAGAGGAUUUCCCGCCUCCCAGUCCCACCACAGCACAGCCCAUCUACCCCCACACUCUGCGGUAUGAAGAGACAAUAAUCAUUGCCCUGGCAACAGUCUCUGUGCUGGCCGUCAUCGUGGCAGCUGCUUUCUUUGGUUACCGCUUGAUGCGUGGAGACAGGAAGCAAGGUCUUCACAAUCUGAACAUGAUGGAGGCUGCUGGAUCCGAGAGCUCUUUAGACCUGGAUAAUCUCAAACUGCUUGAGCUGAUUGGCCGGGGCCGAUAUGGCGCUGUUUAUUGUGGCUCCCUAGAUGAGCGACCUGUCGCCGUCAAGGUCUUUACUGCCACCAACCGCCAGAACUUUCUAAAUGAAUGCUCCAUCUACCGGCUGCCGCUACUGGAGCACGACAACAUCGCUUCCUUUGUGGCCGCCGAUGAGCGGACAGGACCGGAGGGGCGCACCGAGUACCUGCUGGUCAUGGAUUACUACCCACACGGCUCUCUAAGCCGCUACCUGAGCAUUCAAACAAACGACUGGGUCAACAGCUGUCGGCUCGCUCACUCCGUCACUCGAGGCUUGGCGUACCUGCACACUGAACUCUUCAAAGGAGACAUGUACAAGCCAGCAGUCUCCCACAGGGACCUGAACAGUCGGAAUAUUCUUGUUAAGGCCGAUGGCACUUGCGUAAUCAUCGACUUUGGCCUGUCCAUGAAACUGACGGGUAACAGGCUGGCACGCCACGGGGAAGAGGAAAACGCUGCUAUCAGUGAGGUGGGCACUAUCCGCUACAUGGCGCCAGAGGUACUGGAGGGUGCAGUGAAUCUGAGGGACUGUGAGUCUGCGCUGAAGCAGGUGGACAUGUACGCUCUGGGGUUGAUCUACUGGGAGACCUUCAUGAGAUGCACAGACCUUUUCCCUGGCGAAUCUGUACCAGAGUACCAGAUGGCCUUCCAGGCGGAGGCCGGGAACCACCCGACGUUCGAGGAUAUGCAGGUGUUGGUGUCGAGGGAGAAACAGCGGCCCAAAUUCCCAGAAGCCUGGAAAGAGAACAGCUUGGCGGUUCGCUCUCUAAAAGAGACGAUGGAGGACUGCUGGGACCAGGAUGCAGAGGCCCGCCUCACAGCCCAGGGUGCAGAGGAGCGGCUCGCAGAUUUGCUCCUCAUUUGGGACCGCUCCAAAUCAGUCAGCCCCACACUCAAUCCCAUGUCGACCACACUGCACAAUGAGAGAAACCGGGUGACACCCAAGUCUGGCCCGUAUGGCGACCAUGCCUCCACUUACAUCGAAGAGCACGAGGGCAUGGCCAAAAACACACAGGCUGAUAACACAAGCUCCACAGGCGGUCGAGUCGGGGGCGGACCCGGGGAAAGGAACAGGAACUCGAUCAACCAAGAACGCCAACAGCAAGCUAAUGCCCGAUUGCCCAGCCCUGAGGGUAGCAGCACCAGUGGGGCUUGCUUGGGUCUCAGAGGGAGCCCCUCAGCCUCCACCACCACCACCACUAUCAUUUCUGAGUCCGAGGGACCAACGGGGUGCACCACGGUCCCCGUCUGCCUCCACCUAACUCAGGAAGACCUGGAGACCACCAAGCUGGAUCCCAAAGAGGUCGACAAGAACCUUAAAGAGAGCUCAGAUGAGAACCUUAUGGAACACUCGCAAAAGCAGUUCUGCUCGCCAGACCCGCUGAGCCCAGGAAGUUCCAGCUUACUGUACCCUCUCAUCAAAAUGGCAAGUGAGGCCUCGGGUACGUCCGAACCCGCUGCCUCCACACCUGCCGCUGUCUUCCCUCUGCCAAAGCAGCAGAACCUGCCCAAAAGGCCGUCUAGCUUGUCCCUGCGUAACAAGCCAGCUAAGAAGGAGUCGUCGUCCUCUUCGCUCAGGUUCAAGUUUGGACGCUCGGGGAAGUCCAACCUACGGCAGGUAGAGGGAUCCAAGAUUAACAGCAGUGCAGUAACGGGCCCAAACAUGGAUCCAGAAGCUCAUCGAGGCGUGGGCAUAAACAAUGUACCCACUCUACGAGACGGGCAUGCUAACGGCAGCAUAAAUGGCCCAAUUAGCGCUCACAACAGCGGCAUUGUUUCUACCGUGGCCAUAAGUGCCGAUACGGGUUUUGGAGGCUCCAGCGUUAUUCACAACGGGAGCGGAGCUUUGCGGUCCGACGACAGUCAUCUAAGCCUCGGAGUCAUCACGGCCAGCCCCGACGAACACGAGCCGCUUCUUAGCCGUGAGCAGCCAGAUCCCAGGGACCCGUCUUCAAGCGUGGCUGCGCUGCGCUCGGCCCGACCGAACACCAACAACAACAACAGUAACACGGGCCACGGCCGGGACGACGGCAACGGCGGAGGCGAGAGCGAAGGAGGCGGAGACGAGGACACUGGUACGGAAGGAGGAAGCGGGGCUGCCACCGGGCCUCCUGGAGAAAGCGCCGGGUCCUGCUCCGGUGCCUCCGACUUCCCGGUGACGGUCACCAUGCGGGACGAAUCCCUGCUAAGGCAGCCCAGGGUUCGGAGACCAGAGAGACCCAACUCCUUGGACCUUUCCUUCACCACACAGGACCUGGCCUCAUUAUGCGACAGCCUGGGGAACCCAGACGGCACUUUGGCCACCGGCGAUAAGAUCAAGAAACGCGUCAAGACGCCAUACUCCCUGAAGAAGUGGCGGCCGACCACCUGGGUCAUCUCCACAGACCCCAGAGGGCUGGAGGUUAACAACAACGGGUCGAGCCGGAGCCAAGGCCACGGGCAUAACCGGCCCAAGUCCACUUCGGCCAUCUACCUACGGGGCGGCGACUUGAUCGACGAGCGCGGCGACACGCACGUGUGAGCAUUCCACCACUCUGCUGAAGACGGGACAAACCAUGUUAUUGAAUUGGUUUUUUUUAUUGUUUGUUUGGUUGUUUUUUUUUUUUUUUUUGGGGGGGUGAGGGUGGCUCAGCAAGAAGAAGCUACGGGGAACCCUGGCCUUAGAGUCGAGCCCCAUGUACACUACAGUUAUUACGCUCACGCUUGUGUGUGUGUCUUUCCCGAUGGCGUCAUUUGCUUUCAACGCAAUCCAAGCUAUGCAGCAUUUUCUCCCACUCGUCCGUGUACGCUCCUCACAAGCAAGCAGACAAGUGUUUCUUUUCCACGUGCACUUUGAGCCGACCAGAUCGGCGUUUGGUCCUGCCCCGCCCCGUCGUGGCCGCGACCCCGCGACGAAAUUCAAUCGUGAGCUCUUGUUUUUGUUUCAUUCAAGCACAAAGCCCUGUUGAAAAGAAGAAAUGGUCUUAAAAGACAGAACAAAGUACGUUUUUAAUUUGUCUUUUUUUUUUUUUUUAAUUUUAUUUUGGUAUGCAAGACCUGUCGCCGUGGACUAUCCGUAUUUUUGUGUCAUCACAUAAUUUAAAUUGUGCAAUAGGAUGUAGCUGUUAGAUGUUUUUCACGUUUUGUUACUCCUAUAAUUUUGUUUUGAAACCCUCAAUCAUAUUUUGAUCAUGUCAAUCUCUUUUUGCACUUAUUAUUAGUCACAAUCAUCAACCUGGCCCAGACCCCCGGAUUGACUGAAGAGGGAAAAACAAAUGACAAUCCUUCUCUUUUUCCGUAUCCGGGGCAUCUUAAUUGGGCCACGAGCAAUCAAGCUCAUUUGAGUGGUUGAGAAUAUUGGGACAUCCCCCCCCACAACGCUCUUUCCACAUAAUCGCACCAUGAAUUUGUUUGUUUGGCUGGUUUGGUUUUGUAAUGCUUUCGAUCCCAGUGUCAUCUGACUUUGUUUGACUUUUAUAUAUGUGAUUGAAUACGACAAUGCAGAGACUAGAAAAAGUCCAUUGUGUGGUUCUUGGAACUUUUGGAAAUGGAGAAGAAGAAACAACAAAAAAAAGACAGAGAGAGACAAAAUACCAAACCCUCUUCCAAAGCACGCUGAUUAUUAUUUGUGCUUCUACUGGUCACAGAAUUAAUGUUUGAAUGGGUGGUUGUAGAAUACAGUAUCUUUGUGUGUGUGUGUUUUUUUUCAAGUAAUUUUGUUUUGCUGGAGCCCAGCACUGUACAGUCAAUGUUUGUCGUACCCAUUCUGUAAGCUCAGCACCACUACAGGAUUCAGUAAAGAUCUCAUUUAAAUUUUUGUAAUCUGUAAUUUGUAUGCAAAAAAAAAAAAUAUUAUUGCCUUUAUUUACUUUUUUUUUUUUGUGGGAUUCUGUGUUGCAUUCAAUGGACAUGGCUGACCUUUGAUUCCGAUGCUUUGUUCGUUUGCUUGAUAGAAUUUCCAUAAACCUUUUCAAGACACUAUGGAAGAAAAAAAUCUCAAUAAAUGUAUGAAAACAUGGGUUUGUCUGU